GUGUGUGUCUGUCUGUCUGUCUGUCUGUCGGGGGGAUGGGCGUUUAUUACUCUAUUAGUCUAUAUAUUCGUGUUCAUAACUAAAAAGUAAUUUUCCUUGUAAUUGAGGAGAAAACAUCUGCACUGAUUUUGGGAUUUGUAAUGUGAAAAUAGGAGUCAUCUGUCACAAUUCAUUUUAGGUGUUCUGUAGAGGUUUUUUUUGCAGAGUUUUUGGGUUCAUUAAUGGGCCAAAAUUCAAUAUAUCUAUGGAAAGUGAAUUUAGAUGGCAUCGUUGAACAUGAAUUUGGGAGUCAUGAGAAAUAGACAAAGACGAUAAUGGAUGGCCGUACUUUGGUGGGCCUGAUCCAUGGAUCCAAGGAUCCAAGAGAAGAAAAAGAUGAUGUUGAUGUUAUUAUCCCAAUUAUAAUUUAUGGGACUUGGAUCCCACAUUGAAAGUACAGAAUUUCAAUGUAGGGUUUCUAUGAACUUGAUGCUGGUGCCAACCAUUGCUUCUCCCAAUUGCAAUCAAGAGACACAGGUGGUUAUGCCGACAUUAUAUUGGGUUGUCUGUAUCAGUUAAAACCACUAAACUUUGGCAUGCAAAAGACACCCUUAAUUAAGUUGAUGCUCAUCAUAGUGUCCCUUUUCUUGUAUUUCUCUUUUUCUGCAUUGAAGGAUAGUUUCUGCUGGAACUAAAGACACUCACAUAUGCAUACAUAUCAUAUUUAAAAAUAUUGGUGUAGGUAAAAUGUAACACAGGUGAACAAUCCUGCAUUAAGGAUGUAAAUAAGCAGGACUGACAUUGAGUUUAAGUUGAGGUUGCUAUGUGCUUAUUUGGGCCAUGGACUAUUCAAGCUUUUUGUAGUGCCUAUUUGAGUUUAGCUAACUUUGGGAGUCCAUCUUGAGAUUCAUUUCACAAUUCUAAAAAUUGAUUUUAGUAAAAAUUCCAUGUAAGAUUAAGUUGUUGUGGGUCAACAAACUCUUUAUAGCUUGGUGUUGUUGCCUUUAAGCAGCCAUUUUUUUUCUCUCAAUUUUCUUUUAGAUUUUCCGUGAGCAUUUCCUAUUAUUUUUGUGCAUAGCUAUCCUCUACCUACCUAAUAUAUGUUGCAUUAUGCAGCCGGAUUUGGUGCUGUUUACAGGUGAUUUUGGUAAUGAGAAUGUAGAGCUCGUCCAAAGUGUUGCAGAUCUUAAAUUUCCUAAAGCAGUUAUUUUGGGAAAUCAUGAUUCCUGGUAUACUCAGAAGUUCUCUCAAAAGACAAAGGAUGGUGUUCAACUUCAGCUGGAUUGUCUUGGCAAAGAACAUGUAGGUUACAAACGUUUGGAUUUCCCUGAGCUUAAACUUAGUGUUGUUGGUGGACGGCCAUUUUCAUGUGGUGGUGAGCAGCUAUUUCGGAAUAAACUUCUGUCUGCAAGAUAUGGAGUCCAGGACAUGGAUGGAAGUGCCAUGAGAAUCUAUCAUACCGCUUUGGGCACUCCAGAAGACCAUCUACUUAUAUUGCUCGCACAUAAUGGGCCCACAGGUCUUGGUUCUAAUUUGAACGACAUUUGUGGAAAAGAUUGGGUGUUUGGCGGCGGUGAUUAUGGUGAUCCAGAUCUAGCUCAAGCAAUUUCCCACUUAAAGGAGAAGACCAGUUUGAAUAUCCCUCUGAUUGUGUUCGGCCAUAUGCAUAAAGAGCUGGCAUAUGGAAAUGGUCUACGAAAAAUGCUUGUGGUUGGCAGUGACAAGACUAUAUACCUGAAUGGGGCUAUUGUUCCCAGAGUUAAAAGAAUCAGCGGUGACGACAGAAGCUCAACGGACUCUAGAGGGACAUGGCGAGGAUUUACUUUGGUUGAGAUUCUUGAAGGGACAGUGGACAAAAUUGCAGAAACUUGGGUUUCUGUCAAUGGAGAUAUAACCUCAAUAGAAGAAGAGCAUAUAUUAUUCAAAUGUGGCAACAUAGCAUCAUAAUGGAAUGAUCUUAUUAUCUUAGCCUGUCUUGAAUUAGCUGUCAGUUUACUGCAAGAAAUUUCUCUUGUGAAUUCUCCAUGGCCCUUGCACUUCCACCAAUGGAAAAUGCUAUCCUUUGGUUAGAAUCUACUUAGCAUUAUGAAAAAAAACACCAUUUUAGAUACUAUUUGGAAAAGAAACAACAUUUUGAUGUUCUUUAGCUAGUUUGAUGUUCAUAUACGCGCGGGAUUCAUCUAUUGAGGUAUUUAUUGAGAAUUA
Molecule: messenger RNA, 2184 nt
Organism: Jatropha curcas
Lineage: Eukaryota; Viridiplantae; Streptophyta; Magnoliopsida; Malpighiales; Euphorbiaceae
Source: RefSeq, a predicted model, not a curated record